AUGCAUCCCAUAGAGCCCGCAAACUCCGAUUGGCACUUGAAAGUCUACACGCCACCCGACCAAUACGAAAUUCAUCUCAAACCAGGCUACACCAUUGCACAGCACUUUGAAACGAUUGGCAAAGACUUGAGUCAACAAAUAAAACGACGUUGGGAGGAUCCCGAAGACUUUGAAUACGUUCAUUUUCUCAUCCAUGUGACUCAUCGAAGCGACUUGGAUUUGAUUCGUAGGGAUCCAGAAGUCGCUUAUAUCAUCGAGUAUGCAGAGUACCAGGUCAUCGAUGAUACUAUGAUAGAGGGUGAAGCACCUAACAUCCCAAAGCAUGACGAACUGUGA
Aureobasidium uvarum is the source of this 336-nucleotide messenger RNA. The record is from the annotation of a GenBank genome assembly. NCBI's taxonomy places the organism in Eukaryota, Fungi, Ascomycota, Dothideomycetes, Dothideales, Saccotheciaceae.